Messenger RNA from Spea bombifrons (plains spadefoot toad), 4136 nucleotides. RefSeq names its product EPH receptor B2 (gene EPHB2). Gene Ontology annotation, cellular component: neuron projection; plasma membrane. Gene Ontology annotation, biological process: central nervous system projection neuron axonogenesis; axon guidance; protein phosphorylation. NCBI's taxonomy places the organism in Eukaryota, Metazoa, Chordata, Amphibia, Anura, Pelobatidae. The record is from RefSeq and is a predicted model, not a curated record. Gene Ontology annotation, molecular function: transmembrane-ephrin receptor activity; protein binding; ATP binding. The transcript is spliced from 16 exons. The coding region runs from base 110 to 3118 and encodes 1002 amino acids.
GUGGCUCUCCUGCCCCCCCAGUGCUGCAUGCUGCCCCAAGCUGCCCCCCACUCCCCUGGGCAUCAAUGGCUGAGUGGACUUUAGCCCUGAACUGAGUGGCCAGCUCACCAUGGGUCUCUGCUGGAUUGUGUGUCUGUGUCUGCUGCCCCUGGCAAUGGCUGUGGAAGAAACCUUGAUGGAUUCAACGACAGCGACAGCAGAGUUAGGUUGGACCGUGCAGCCAUCAUCAGGAUGGGAAGAGGUGAGCGGUUACGACGAAAACAUGAACACCAUCCGAACGUAUCAGGUUUGUAACGUCUUCGAGUCAAGUCAAAAUAACUGGCUAAGGACCAAGUACAUCCGCAGGAGAGGCGCUCAGAGAAUCCACGUGGAGAUGAAAUUCUCCGUGCGGGACUGUAGCAGCAUUCCCAACGUCCCCGGCUCCUGUAAGGAAACGUUCAAUCUGUAUUACUAUGAGUCAGACUAUGACUCUGCCACCAAGACGUUUCCUCUGUGGAUGGAGAAUCCUUGGGUUAAAGUUGACACAAUAGCCGCUGAUGAAAGUUUUUCCCAGGUCGACCUUGGAGGCCGUGUAAUGAAAAUUAACACAGAGGUGCGGAGUUUUGGACCUGUCUCCAAAUCUGGAUUCUAUUUAGCAUUCCAGGACUAUGGAGGAUGCAUGUCCCUAAUUGCAGUAAGAGUCUAUUACCGAAAGUGUCCUCGAGUGAUCGAGAAUGGGGCCGUAUUCCAGGAGACAUUGUCAGGAGCAGAAAGCACCUCUCUUGUGGCAGCUCGAGGGAUAUGCAUACCCAACGCAGAAGAGGUGGACGUACCCAUUAAACUCUACUGCAACGGUGACGGAGAGUGGCUGGUGCCCAUUGGGCGGUGCAUGUGUAAAGCCGGAUAUGAAUCGGUAGAGAAUGGAACUGUUUGCCGAGGUUGCCCCACUGGGAUGUUUAAGGCAAAUCAGGGUGAUGAGAGCUGCAUCCAUUGUCCAAUUAACAGUCGCACCACGUCUGAAGGGGCCACGAACUGCGUGUGUCGGACUGGAUACUAUCGAGUAGACUCAGACCCCAUCCAGAUGCCAUGCACCACGACACCAUCUGCUCCGCAGAACGUGAUCUCCAGCGUGAACGAGACGUCUCUGAUGUUGGAGUGGUUGCCUCCAAGAGACUCUGGGGGACGGGAAGAUCUUGUCUAUAAUAUAAUCUGCAAGAGCUGUGGAUCCGGCCGCGGGGCCUGUACACGGUGUGGAGAUAAUGUACAGUUUGCCCCACGUCAGCUUGGCCUAACGGAGCCGCGGGUUUAUAUCAGUGACCUCCUGGCCCACACCCAGUACACCUUCGAGAUCCAAGCAGUGAAUGGCGUAAACGACCAGAGUCCGUAUUCACCCCAGUUCGCAUCCGUCAACAUCACCACCAACCAAGCAGCGCCAUCCACCGUGUCCAUCAUGCACCAAGUCAGUCGAACUGUAGACAGCAUCACGUUAUCUUGGUCCCAGCCCGACCAGCCCAAUGGUGUCAUCCUAGACUACGAGCUUCUGUUUUAUGAGAAGGACCUUACAGAACACAACUCAUCCGUGGUAAAAAGCUCUACCAACACUGUGAUAGUGCCAGGUCUAAAAGCGGGCACAAUAUACGUCUUCCAGGUGCGCGCACGCACGGUGGCAGGUUACGGCCGAUACAGCGGCAAGAUGUAUUUCCAGACCAUGACGGAAGCUGAAUAUCAGAGCAGCUUCCAGGAGAAACUUCCCCUGAUUAUUGGUUCCUCCGCCGCAGGCCUCGUCUUCCUCAUCGCGCUCGUGGUCAUCAUCAUUGUCUGUAACAGAAGACGAGGCUUUGAAAGAGCCGAUUCCGAGUACACAGAUAAGCUCCAGCAUUAUACCAGUGGCCACAGUACGUACCGACUGCCUUCACCAGGGCUGGGUGCUCGUUCUCUCGUUGUGACUCCGGGAAUGAAGAUUUACAUUGAUCCCUUUACCUACGAGGAUCCAAAUGAAGCCGUCAGAGAAUUUGCCAAAGAGAUUGAUAUUUCCUGCGUGAAAAUUGAGCAGGUGAUUGGAGCAGGAGAAUUUGGGGAGGUUUGCAGCGGUCACCUGAAGCUUCCCGGUAAAAGGGAGAUUUUUGUGGCAAUAAAAACCCUGAAGUCUGGGUACACAGAGAAGCAGCGGCGAGACUUCCUGAGCGAGGCUAGCAUUAUGGGACAGUUCGACCAUCCCAACGUGAUCCAUUUGGAAGGAGUUGUAACCAAAAGUUCUCCAGUGAUGAUCAUCACGGAAUUCAUGGAGAAUGGGUCCCUGGACUCCUUCCUACGGCAAAAUGACGGUCAGUUUACUGUGAUCCAGCUGGUGGGCAUGCUGAGGGGCAUCGCAGCCGGCAUGAAGUAUUUAGCUGAUAUGAACUACGUCCAUCGUGAUUUGGCAGCACGGAACAUCUUAGUGAACAGUAACCUGGUGUGCAAGGUGUCAGACUUUGGUCUCUCUCGGUUCCUAGAGGAUGAUACGUCAGAUCCAACGUACACGAGUGCCCUGGGUGGUAAAAUUCCCAUUCGAUGGACGGCGCCAGAAGCGAUCCAGUACAGGAAGUUCACCUCUGCCAGUGACGUUUGGAGUUACGGCAUUGUCAUGUGGGAGGUGAUGUCAUACGGGGAGAGGCCGUACUGGGACAUGACCAAUCAAGAUGUGAUAAAUGCCAUUGAGCAAGACUAUCGACUGCCACCUCCGAUGGACUGUCCAAACGCCCUUCACCAGCUCAUGCUGGACUGUUGGCAGAAGGAUCGGAACCACAGGCCAAAGUUUGGACAGAUUGUUAAUACUCUGGAUAAAAUGAUCCGGAACCCAAACAGUUUGAAAGCAGUGGCUCCUCUAUCGUCUGGAAUCAACCUCCCGCUGCUGGACCGCACGGUACCCGAUUACACCAGCUUCAACACUGUAGACGAAUGGUUGGACGCCAUUAAAAUGGGCCAGUACAAGGAGAGCUUUGCCAACGCUGGCUUCACCUCGUUCGAUGUUGUAUCACAGAUGAUGAUGGAGGAUAUCCUACGAGUCGGGGUGACCUUAGCUGGACACCAGAAAAAAAUUCUCAACAGCAUCCAGGUUAUGAGAGCACAGAUGAAUCAGAUCCAGUCGGUAGAAGUUUAAUGUUGAAGAUUUGCUUCCUCGUCCUCAGACUUCCUUUGUCCUAUAGCUCCGAGCCACCCCUUUUCUCCCGCACCCCAAAACCUGGUUCAAUGAAGUUUCAGUAGCAGAUUCGGAGCAGGCAGGACCUUGUUUAACCUCUAUUUGGCCACUGAGAGGAUUCUUCCUUUAGCUUUAUCCUCAGAAAUGUGCCACACAUGAAGCAGAUAAUAUUUACUCCCGGGGUGAUGGGCCUGGGGUUCAUGAAGAUUAUUUUUUCAAAAUGUAGACAUACAGCAAUGGAUUUGUUUUAAAAAUACAAGUUAAAAAAAGGGCUUGAAGACAGUGGCCACAAUUUUCACAACUAAAAAAGGGAGACUGGGGGCAUCACGCCUUCCACUACACGAUUAUCAAAAACAUAGACUGCUGACAAAAUAUGCAGCGAAAAGCCUCGUUAUUUGGGGCUAAAAAAACCUAAAACACAAUUGGAAGGACCAGAUCUAGACACUGGGUGUAUGGCGCAUUUCAGGAGGGUUUCACGCCGUGAGCCUGCACAUAAACUCUUACGUCAAGAGGAAGAGGAAAUUAUAGAGAGAAAAAAAACAGAGCUGAAAUGUUAUUUCCAUUAAAUGGACCGAUUGCAUCUCUGAAUACAACUCUUCACCUUGAAGAUGUUACAAAAAGCAAAAUAAAGGCUUUUUCUGCGGAAGGAGAAGAUGCCUUUGAGACUUAAGUGUUUGAAAAUGUUACAAGAGACGAUUCCUUUUUAGCUUGUUUUGUGAGUUAUACAUUUUGCAGGGGCCGCCGAUGCCACACCUCAGAGCGCGUCUCAUACAUAUCAUGUGCACAAAAGUGAUGUCAUCACUAACUGCCAACGACCCCUUUCUCAGAAGAUUCCCUAGUAGAGUGUGUAGUCGGUUUUAAUUACAAAACUCUGAAGUGUAAAAAAUGUUAUGUCGUCAAUGUUGUUGUUGUUCGGGAACAUGUUCCUACUAUGUUUACACCACUUUGACUUUUUUUAAAUUGUUUUUAAAUACUCAAA